AUGAGAUUCACAGCCGGCCAUCCGUUUAUGCUGUCUCUCAGCGCCUUCGCCGUAGCUUCCUUCGUUCAUGCGAUAGACUCCCCCGCCGGUGAUGCAACGGGAAGGGCCUCAAUGGACGCUACCACGGCGCCGACAGCCGAAGUUGUCGUGAGCGGAUUACGAUCCCUCGAGCUCUUCGACCCCAGCGAAUCGUAUUCGAAAGACUCUGCGGAUGUGCCUGGGGCGUUUCUGUCUCUCGCUACCGCAUCUGAACUGGGUCCUUCUUUUUCAAAGACCUGGGCGCGAUAUCCCUCCGUUGCGUUCGUUCCACCCGUCGACAUUGGCGGGGCUCCUCUGCCUAGUUCGCUCAGAGCUGUGGACGACCCUGUAGACCCGGAAGAGUUCUCGUUCGUGAUUGCCCGCGCCAAAGAUGAGUUCCUCGCGAGCUUGUCCCCGUCCGCCCGGAGGCAGUGGACUCUGUGGUUGAAGCGAGGGGGCGAGACACCUGGUUUGUUCCACCGGAAGGAGGAAAAUGAAGAGGCGGUGCCCAGUGGAGGAGGGCUCUUUCCGAGUGCCCUUAUCCACACGCAGGGCGUCCACGAUGACAAGACACCAUUCUUCUUUCCGAGUGCCCUUAUCCACACGCAGGGCGUCCACGAUGACAGGACACCAUUCUCUAAGAAACAGAAGGACAAAUCGACUUCUCACCGCAAGCUCGAUGGCCCGGGCUUGCGAGUUCAACACAAACGGAAGCUGCCUCCCUCCGUAGCGCCGCCCCUUUCAACGGCCGAUCUACACCCCGAAAAAGACGCAGCGACCUACCAGGAUCUGCCGGCUGCGACAAGCAUUGCUGCCAUUUCGCCAGAUCCACAGACACCGCCACCGCCGGCAGAGAACCAAAUGAACAUGCGCCGCGCUGAUCCCGACCACAAAUCGCUAUCUGAUGCAGUCGCAGCCCCUACACCAGGUGUGGAAGUCGCCACAGGGAAGAAAUCGAAACGUGCAGUAGGCGCGUCAUUGAGUGAUAGCGCAACGCGGAAAAAACAACGUUUCCGCCCUCGCAGUAACAGGGACGCUCAGCACCCCGACGCAGGCACCGGCACACUGCGUGCCGAUGCCAUGACGUCUUCCUCAGUGACCACCGGAAAUCAAAAUUUGGCACCUUCCGUGCCGCCUACAUAG
Messenger RNA from Besnoitia besnoiti, 1161 nucleotides. RefSeq lists its product as uncharacterized. Bases 1 to 1161 code for a protein of 386 amino acids. The transcript has a single exon. NCBI's taxonomy places the organism in Eukaryota, Apicomplexa, Conoidasida, Eucoccidiorida, Sarcocystidae. The record is from RefSeq and is a predicted model, not a curated record.